Molecule: messenger RNA, 3063 nt
Organism: Rana temporaria (common frog)
Lineage: Eukaryota; Metazoa; Chordata; Amphibia; Anura; Ranidae
Gene: NEXN
Product: nexilin F-actin binding protein
Exons: 14
Coding region: 379-2607 (742 amino acids)
Biological process (GO): dendrite self-avoidance; axon guidance; homophilic cell-cell adhesion
Cellular component (GO): plasma membrane; axon
Molecular function (GO): cell-cell adhesion mediator activity
Source: RefSeq, a predicted model, not a curated record
CUGGAAUGUGGUAGAUGACCUGACAGCAGGACUUUUAUGGAAACUCGCAGGCUGGGAGUAAGUGCAGCCAAAUGGCAUCCAGUCUGAUGAGAGCAGCAGACCAGGAGAAGGACAGCUCUGCAGCAGCAGCCGCACGCAAGGAGUAGCUCAGUGUGGACUAGUGGAGGGGAUCUGCUGAGCUCAGGGUGACAAAGGACAAGCCAGGGUGCAGCUUAAUACUAUCCCAAGUCUGGCACAGCAAGACGACGACUCAGCCAGGAAUUACUGGAACUGUCUCAUCCUCGGCAACACAACUGACCAUAAAGCUCUCCUCUGGGGAAAGGCUGAGUGAGAAAGAAAUCUAAUUUCCGGGGGAACAAAAGGGAAGGGAUAAUAAUCAUGAAUGACGUGGCUCAAAAGGCUGAGAUUCUGCUCUCUUCAACUAAGCCUGUCCAAAAAUGCUACGUCCCCAAGCUUGAAAAGGGAGAUGUAAUGAACAAAUUUGAAGCCAUGCAUAAAGCCAGAGAAGACAGGAGCCAGAGGAAAACCACAGAGGAAAGACAGCGGAGGAAAGAGCAAUAUAACAGAGAGAAAAUCUGGAACAAAAGGAAGCAAGAGAUGAAAGAACUGCUAGCUUCUGAUGAUGAAGAAGAAGAUAAACCCAAACAGGUAGAAAAGGGAUAUGUUCCAAAACUCACCGGUACAGUUAAGGGGAAAUUUGCAGAGAUGGAGAAGCAAAGACAAGAUGAAGAGAGGAAAAGAAUGGAGGAGGAGAGAAAAAGGAGGCUUGAACAAGACUUAAAGGAGAAAAGAAAGAUUCAGCGUGAACUGGCCAAGAGAGCUGAACAGAUUGAGGACAUUAACUGUGCGGAAAGUGACUCGGACAUGGAGGAAGGAACUGAAGAAGUUGAAGUUGCGGUCACGCCAGAAAAGGCAGUUAGAUCUCCUGGAAAAAUAAAUAUUCAUUUUGAAGAUUUGGAAAAAGAGAGGGAAGAGGAAGAAAAGAACAGACGUGAAGAAGAAAAAAAAAAAAGAUAUGAUGAACAUAGGAGGUCAUUCAGAGAAGCUAAGAGACGUUCCUCUGCUAUGGAUGAUACAGAAACCCAAGACAAGAAGAGCAAAGAACAAAUAACACCUGGAAAACUCAAAUUAACAUUUGAGGAGAUAGAAAAACAAAGGCAGGAACAGCAGAGAAAGCUAACAGAAGAAGAGGCUCGUCUGCGGUUAGAGGAGGAGAGACGGGCAUUUGAAGAAGCCAGGCAAUAUGCGGUCAAUGACGAAGAUAAAGAAGAAGUCAACACACACAAAGACGAACUCCGUCCAGGAAAACUGAAGUUGAGUUUUGAGGAGUUAGAGAGACAGAGAAAGGAGGAGGAGAGGAUAAGAGCAGAGGAGGAGGCAAGAAGGAGGAUGGAAGAAGAAAAGAGAGCAUUUGCAGAAGCAAGGAAAAGCAUGGCAUCCAAUGAGGAGGAGGAUGAUGAAAAAUUCAGACUGGAGGAUACAAAGGAGUACAGCCAACCUGGCAAACUGAAAUUAGGUUUUGAAGAACUGGAAAAGCAAAGAAGAGAAGAGGAGCACAGGAGAGCAGAAGAUGAAGCCCGGAGGAGACUGGAAGACGAGAGGAAGCAGUUUGCAGAGGCAAGGAAAAACAUGGAGCCAGAUGAAGAUGACCUGCCACUCAGUAAGACUACAUCUCAGGAGACACUUGCACCAGGUAAACUGGAUAUAAACUUCGAGGAACGUCUCAAACAGAAAAAGGAUGAAGAGAAAAGAGUAAAAGAAGAGGAAAAAAAACAAAAGAUGGAACAAGAAAAACAAGAGUUUGCUCAGUUACGACAGGAGAUGGGAGAGGAUGAAAUAAAUGAAAGUUAUGAGGUAUUAAGUAGAGAGUAUGAAGAAUUGAUUAAACUAAAGAGGGCAGGCUCCAUUCAAGCCAAAAACUUAAAAAGUAAAUUUGAAAAGAUUGGAAAACUGUCAGAAGAAGAAGUACAGAAAAAGGUGGAUGAAGAAAGGUUGAGAAGAAAGGCAGAGGAUGAGGAACUGAAAGAAAGGGAAGCUGAACAUUUUCAAGAGGAUGAAGAGGUCGAUGUGAGGCCAGCAGCAAAGAGCCAUGCACCAUUUUCACAUAAGGUUAACAUGAAGGCUCGAUUUGAACAAAUGGCAAGAGCUAGGGAAGAGGAGGAACAGAGGCGAAUUGAAGAACAAAAGCUCCUAAGAAUGCAGUUUGAGCAGCAGGAAAUUGAUGCUGCUUUACAGAAGAAGGAAGAUGAGGACGAAGAGGAAACCAGUGUCAGUGUCAAUGGCUCACAAUAUGAAGAUGAGGAGGUGGCUCGUUCAGGGGCUCCUUGGUUUAAGAAACCUUUAAAGAACAUGUCUGUGGUAGAUGGGGAACCGGUAAGGUUUACAGUAAAAGUCACUGGAGAGCCAAAGCCCGAAGUGACAUGGUGGUUUGAAGGAGAGAUGCUACAAGAUUCUGAAGACUAUCAAUAUAUUGAACGAGGGGAAACCUAUUGCCUUUACCUACCUGAAACCUUCCCAGAGGAUGAAGGAGAAUAUAUGUGUAAAGUAGUGAACAGCAGGGGCACCGCUGCAAGCAGCUGCAUUCUCAGCAUUGAAAGUAAGAGUUAAUGCUUUAGGAUGUCAUUGCAUGAGUUCUAACACUUAGCAGGACACUCAUAUUCUACUCUUUUUUCUUGCUUUCUAGCCGAUGACUAUUAACCUGCUUUUACUGGAGACUCCCCCUCUGACUCUCAUUGCAUCCAGCCUUCCUUCAGUGGGCCAAGGGACACGGGAAAAACUCCACUGCCUAUUAAUAUGCCAUUCCUAAGUGCUGGCCUUACACUGCAUGUGUUGCUGCUGUUGAGUAGAGAUGCUGAACAGUGAUGCAAGGGCUUUACAAGAAACACCGCAUAUGGGAAAACAGCAGGAUUUCAUAGUGUAUUUAAUUGUCUUUAUAUACUUCUCAUGCCAACUUGAUUUUUAUAAACAUUCUUUGGGAAAUGAGAUGCGCUAACUUUUUGUUUUAAGACGGACAUGUGAAAUUGAAUGAAUGCCUUGAUUUCUUAAUAAAUGAUUUGUUCAAAC